Messenger RNA from Daucus carota subsp. sativus, 7262 nucleotides. Its product is annotated as protease Do-like 7. Gene Ontology annotation, biological process: proteolysis; DNA integration. The transcript is spliced from 22 exons. The coding region runs from base 107 to 6898 and encodes 2263 amino acids. NCBI's taxonomy places the organism in Eukaryota, Viridiplantae, Streptophyta, Magnoliopsida, Apiales, Apiaceae. Gene Ontology annotation, molecular function: nucleic acid binding; serine-type endopeptidase activity; protein binding. The record is from RefSeq and is a predicted model, not a curated record.
AUUUGAAAAUCUGCUCUUGUACUUCUUGUCCACCUUAAUAAUCAGUGUUUUUUUUUUAGUCAUCUUUCUUGGAAUUCAUCUCUUGGUUCUUGUUUCUUUUCGAAUCAUGUCAUUGGAGCAAUCUAACAACUUUCUUGUUCGUUUUAAUGGGAAGAACUACUCUGCUUGGUCUUUCCAAUUUGAGAUUCUUGUCAAGGGAAAAGAAUUAUGGGGCUAUGUUGAUGGAACGGAAUCUGCACCUGACUCCAAAGAAAAGGAGAAACUUGCGAAAUGGAAGGUGAAGGAUGCUCAGAUAAUGUCUUGGAUUCUCGGGAGCAUGGAACCGUCUAUGAUUCUCAAUCUCAGGCCUUACAAGUCUUCUAAAGAUAUGUGGGGUUACUUGAAGAAAGUUUACAAUCAAAGCAACGCCGCCCGACGUUUUCAAUUAGAGCUUGAGUUGGGACAACUAAGUCAGGGAAGCAUGACAAUUCAAGAGUUUUAUUCUUCUUUUGAGAAUUUGUGGAAUGAAUACACUGAUAUUGUGUAUGAGAGUGUUUCUGCUGAAGGACUAGUUGCUGUCCAAAGUGUACACGAGACGAGCAAACGUGAUCAGUUUUUAAUGAAAUUGCGGGGAGAUUUUGAACCAGUCAGGUCCAACCUCAUGAAUAGAAAUCCAGUUCCUUCAAUCGAUACUUGCGUAGGUGAGCUUUUUCGAGAAGAACAACGGCUCAUGACACAAACUUUCAUCGAUCAGAAAUCACAGAAUUCUUCUCCAAUUCCUGUUGCAUAUGUUGCCCAAGGAAAGCAUAGAGGUGGAAGAGAUAUGAGUAAUAUCCAAUGCUACAGUUGCAAAGGAUUUGGACAUGUUGCUACUAAUUGCACUAAAAAAUUCUGCAAUUAUUGCAAGAAAGCUGGGCAUACUAUUAAAGAUUGUCCAAUCCGGCCUCCGAAGAAAUCUGAGACUGCUUACAAUGUCUCAGUUGGAUCCUCAAAUGCUCCGAACUUUGGUCAGUCCUCUGUUACUCCUGAAAUGAUCCAGCAGAUGAUAGUUAAUGCAUUUUCAACUUUAGGAAUUUCAGGUAACAAAAAUUCUGCCCAUAAGCCUUGGUAUUUUGAUUCCGCUGCUUCAAAUCACAUGACUAGCACAACAGUACCCCUAAAUAAUGUUCAAAAGUAUAAAGGGGAUCUUCAUAUUCAAACUGCUGAUGGUAACUCUUUACCUAUUACUGCUGUUGGUGAUAUUUCAACCUCUCUGAAUACAGUUUUUGUGUCCCCAAAGUUGUCUACUAAUCUUAUAUCUGUUGGCCAGUUAGUUGAUAACAAUUGCACCGUUCAAUUUUCAAAUUCUGGUUGUUUUGUGCAGGAUCAAGUGUCAGGGAAGAUGAUCGCGAAGGGGCCUAAAGUGGGACGUCUCUUUCCUUUACUCCCAUCACCUUCUCUAGUGUCAAAUUAUGUCUCUUGUAAUGCCGUUGAUUGUAAUAAUCAAGUGUGGCAUAAGCGGUUAGGACAUCCAAAUUCUCAUGUUCUUAGUAUUUUACUUAAAUCUGGUUUGCUUGGGAAUAAAGUUUCGAAUUCUUCAAAUACAGACAAUAUUCAUUGUGCAUCUUGCAAACUUGGUAAAAGCAAAACACUUCCUUUUCCAUCACGUAAAUCUCACACCACCAAAGCUUUUGAACUUGUGCAUACAGAUGUAUGGGGUAUUUCACCAGUGGUAUCUCAUCAACAUUACAAGUAUUUUGUAACUUUUAUAGACGAUUUCUCUCGUUAUACUUGGGUAUAUUUCCUUCGAUAUAAAAGCGAGGUCUUUAAAGCAUUUCAAACUUUCCAUGCUUUAAUCGAGACACAAUUUUCUGCAAAAAUCAGAAUUUUGCAAUCUGAUUCGGGUGGUGAAUAUACAUCAAAUGAAUUUCAAUCUUUCCUUCAAAAUCAUGGAAUCAUAUCACAACGAUCUUGUCCAUCAACUCCACAACAAAAUGGUGUGGCCGAGAGAAAGAAUCGUCAUCUUCUUGAUGUCGUUCGAACUCUCCUCAUCGAGUCUUGUGUUCCAUCUCAUUUUUGGUGUGAAGCCCUGUCUACUGCUGUUUAUUUGAUAAACAGAUUACCAUCUCCCACCUUAAACAAUGAAUCUCCCUACCUCCGUUUAUAUGAAGAUGCACCAGAUUAUUCUGAUCUUCAUAUUUUCGGAUGUGUUUGUUUUGUUCAUCUUCAGCCACAUGAAAGGAACAAACUUACUGCACAAUCUGUCAAGUGUGCUUUUUUAGGAUAUGGUGGUACCCAAAAUGGUUUUCUUUGCUAUGAUCCUAAUACUCGUCGUAUUCGUGUGUCUAGAAAUGUAAUUUUCUUUGAAAAUCAGUCAUUUUUUUGCACACAAAUGACUUCACAACUCCCAUCGAUAGCUAUAUUGCCUCAUUUUCCCGAGUCAUCAGCCCCAUCACAAAGAUUUAAACCAGGUCAUGUUUAUCAUAGACGCACAUCUCCCACUAUGGCUCCUGCGACUCUUUCGGACGCACCUGAUCCUGUUCUACCGAGUUCCAAUGAUCCACCUCCUGUUCGGAGAAGCUCUAGAAAUUCAAAACCUCCCGACAGGUAUGGUUAUACAAAUCCAGUAGCCAUGUCCACUACUUUAUCUCCCAUCUCUAUUCCCACUUGUUAUAAACAGGCUAUGGAACAUGAGUGUUGGCAACAAGCAAUGGAAACAGAACUUCAAGCUCUUGCAGAAAAUCAUACUUGGGACGUUGUUUCCUUGCCUCCAAAUGUUAAGCCAAUUGGUAGCAAGUGGGUUUAUAGUAUGAAACUCAAGUCUGAUGGCUCAUUAGAUCGAUACAAAGCUCGGCUGGUUGCACUUGGCAAUAAACAAGAAUAUGGUAUCAACUAUGAAGAGACAUUUGCACCAGUUGCUAAAAUGACCACUGUAAGAACCAUUCUUGCUGUUGCUUCCUCUAAAUCUUGGCCUUUACAUCAGAUGGAUGUCAAAAAUGCUUUUUUGAAUGGGGAUCUUAAAGAAGAAAUUUACAUGAAACUUCCACAUGGCAUGGCAUGGAUAGCUCCAAAUAAAGUUUGCAGGUUAAGGCGCACUUUGUAUGGGUUGAGGCAGUCUCCUAGAGAAUGGUUUGAUAAGUUUCGCCAUACUCUCAUCAACUUCUCUUUUACACAAAGCCAAUAUGAUUCAUCUCUCUUCUUUCAUAAGACACAAGAAGGUAUGGUCUUUCUUCUGGUCUAUGUCGAUGAUAUAAUCAUCACAGGCAGUGACACUGUGCUCAUAUCAAAACUCAAGAAUAUGUUGCAUAGUACAUUUCAAAUGAAGGAUCUUGGGGAUCUUAAGUAUUUUUUGGGUCUAGAAGUUCAUUCUCGAGAUCAAGGUAUAUUCUUAAAUCAGCAUAAAUAUGUCAGAGAUCUUAUUGAGUUGGCUGGUUUAAAGGAGGCUACUGCUGUUGAUACACCAAUGGAAGUGAAUGUUAAAUAUCGAAAAGAUGAAGGGGAGCUUUUGCCUAAUCCUUAUUUAUAUAGACAAUUGGUUGGUAGCCUCAUCUAUCUAACAAUUACUAGGCCUGAUAUCUCAUAUGCUGUCCAUAUAGUUAGCAGAUUUAUGCAAUCACCUCGGCAUCUUCAUCUUGUUGCAGUGAAGCGUAUUAUUCGAUAUUUAAUUGGGUCACCUACGCGUGGUCUAUUCUUUCCAAAAAAUUCUGAUCUUCAUUUGACAGCAUAUAGUGAUGCUGAUUGGGCUGGAUGUCCGGAUACUAGAAGAUCUACAACUGGAUGGUGUACUUUUCUUGGAGAUGCAUUGAUCUCUUGGAAGUGUAAAAAGCAAGAUCAUGUCUCAAAAUCUUCCACGGAGGCUGAAUAUAGAGCCAUGUCUGCAGCUUGUGCUGAAAUUGUUUGGUUACGUGGCCUUCUUUCCGAGCUUGGAGCUUCUCAAAUUAAUCCUACUCCACUCCAUGCUGAUAACAAAAGUGCCAUUCAGAUAGCUUCCAAUCCAGUAUUUCAUGAACGAACAAAACACAUCGAAGUUGAUUGUCAUUAUAUCAGAGAUGCAUUUACUCGUGGUGUUAUUGAACUUCCUCAUGUCUCAAUUUUGGCUGGUACGCUUGCUCGGUUAGAUAGAGAUGCUCCCCACUAUAAGAAGGAUGGCUACAAUGAUUUCAAUACAUUCUACAUGCAAGCGGCUUCUGGGACCAAAGGUGGUUCUAGUGGAUCCCCAGUGAUUGACUGGCAAGGAAGGGCAGUUGCCCUAAAUGCUGGAAGCAAAUCAUCUAGCGCAUCUGCAUUUUUCUUACCUUUGCAACGAGUUGUAAGGGCAUUAAAGUUCUUGCAGAACGGAAGAGAAACUUUCAGGGAUAAAUGGGAGGCAGUUCCCAUUCCUCGUGGUACAUUGCAGAUGACAUUUGUUCACAAAGGAUUUGAUGAAACACGUCGCCUUGGUCUCCAAAGUGAAACAGAGCAGUUGGUGCGCCAUGCAUCUCCACUAGUUGAAACAGGAAUGCUUGUUGUUGAUUCUGUGGUACCAGGUGGGCCUGCUCAUAACCAUUUGGAGCCAGGCGAUAUUCUUAUUCGUAUGAAUGGGGAGGUGAUUACCCAAUUCCUUAAGAUGGAGAGUUUGCUUGAUGACAAUGUCCAUCAAAAGGUUGAACUACAGAUUGAAAGAGGUGGGAAAUCAUUGGUCGUCGUCCUUCCGGUUGAAGAUUUACAUUCCAUAACUCCCAACUACUUCUUGGAAGUAAGCGGUGCUGUAAUACACCCUCUUUCUUAUCAGCAGGCUAGAAAUUUUCGGUUCAAUUGUGGUAUUGUAUAUGUUUCCGAACCAGGAUAUAUGCUAUAUAGAGCUGGGGUUCCACGCCAUGCAAUAAUAAAGAAGUUUGCAGGAGAAGAGAUAUUGCAGCUUGAAAAUCUGAUCACUGUUUUAUCUAAGCUUUCUAGGGGAGCACGAGUACCAUUGGAGUACAUAAGUUACACAGAUCGUCAUCGGAGUAAGUCGGUUCUAGUGACAAUUGAUGGGCACGGAUGGUAUGCCCCUCCUCUGAUAUACACUCGUGAUGAUAGCUCUGGUUUAUGGAUAGCAAAACCUGCUUUGCCACCUGGGGCUCCUCUUAUUUCAUCUGUUAUCAACCAAGUUGAAAGUGGUCUUGUAAACAAGAAUGUUUCUUCUGAUUUUGACAAAGCUAGUUUAGUGGAACCUGUGCUACAAGAUAGAAGCAAGGAAUUAGCCGAUGGUGACACCAAUAUGGAAACUAAUUAUGAGCAUGUUGGAGAUGGACCUCAAACACGAAACGAAUUUGAUUCUGGAACAAAAAAGCGGCGAGUGGAAGAAGAUAUAUCUUCUAAUGGUGUUGUCACUGCUGAUUCUUCCUUACAUGGCCAUGAUGACCUGCAAUUGGUGGAACCAGUUUCCUCAGAAGAUGCACUGCUGAUUGAGAAUCAAGGUGUCCAAGCUGGUGCUGCUAAUGCUUCUGUUGCUGAGCGUAUAAUUGAGCCAACUCUUGUCAUGUUAGAGGUUCAUGUACCAUCAUCAUGUAUGCUUGAUGGUGUUCACUCUCAACAUUUUUUUGGGACUGGUGUUAUCAUAUACCAUUCUGAAACUAUGGGAUUAGUUGUGGUAGACAGGAACACUGUUGCAAUCGCUGCAUCUGAAGUGAUGCUCUCAUUCGCUGCUUUUCCAAUUGAAAUUUCUGGGGAGGUGGUUUUUUUACAUCCAGUCCAUAAUUUUGCUCUAGUAUCAUAUAACCCUGCUGCACUUGGUACAGUUGGUGCUUCUUUAGUCCGUGCCGCAGAACUUCUUCCUGAACCUGCAAUACGUCGUGGAGAUUCAGUUUAUCUUGUGGGUUUAAGUAGGAGUUUGCAUGCAACUUCUAGAAAAUCUGUUGUUACCAACCCUUGUGCUGCUCUAAAUAUUGCAUCAGCUGACUGCCCACGUUACAGAUCAACAAAUAUGGAAGUCAUUGAGCUUGAUACAGAUUUUGGGAGCACAUUUUCUGGUGCACUGACUGAUGAGCAUGGAAGGGUUAAGGCUAUUUGGGGAAGCUUCUCGACUCAGCUAAAAUAUGGCUCUAGUUCGUCAGAGGAUCAUCAGUUUGUCAGAGGCAUUCCUAUAUAUACAAUCGACAAUGUACUGAAGAAAAUAAUAUCUGGAGCUAAAGGGCCUGCUCUUCUUAUUAAUGGCAUCAAAAGGCCAAUGCCUCUUGUUAGGAUAUUAGAGGUUGAACUUUAUCCUACGUUGCUUUCCAAAGCUCGGAGUUUUGGACUGAGUGACAGUUGGAUCCAAGCUCUCGUGAAGAAGGAUCCUAUCAGACGUCAAGUUUUACGUGUUAAAGGAUGUUUUGCGGGAUCAAGUGCAGAAAACUUACUUGAAGAAGGUGACAUGAUCUUGGCCAUUAAUAAGGAACCAGUUACAUGUUUUCGAGACAUAGAAGAUGCUUGCCAGCUGUUAGAUCAGUAUGGUUACAAUGAUGGGAAGCUUAAUCUAACUAUUUUUCGUCAAGGUUCUGAAAUUGAACUUCUGGUAGGAACAGAUGUAAGGGAUGGGACCGGCACUACACGUGUCAUAAAUUGGUGUGGAUGUAUUGUCCACGAGCCGCAUUCCGCGGUUCGUGCUCUUGGAUUCUUGCCCAGAGAAGGACAUGGUGUAUAUAUUACUAGGUGGUGCCAUGGAAGUCCUGUUCACCGAUAUGGUUUAUUUGCUCUUCAGUGGAUUGUUGAAGUUAAUGGGAAACCAACUCCAGAUCUUGAUUCUUUUGUUGAUGUAACAAAGGAACUAGAGCAUGGAAUGUUUGUUCGUGUGAAAACAGUUCACUUGAAUGGGAAGCCACGAGUACUUUCAUUGAAGCAGGAUUUGCACUACUGGCCAACAUGGGAGCUGAGAUUUGAUCGUGAAACUGCACAGUGGCAUCGAAAGACGAUCAAAGCAUUGAACUGCAAUAUUGCAUGAAACAAGGGCUACUCUUUCGUGGUCUGCUUUGUGUCAAAUGAGCAUUGGGGUUUGUAUAGAAUGGGGAAAUUGUAUCUUGAGACUGGCAUGCAUGGUGGGCUCCUGCAUCCGUAGUUGAAGACUAAAUGCCAUCGGCCAUUGACAGACUGAUGUGUUGUAGACACUAGUACUCACUUUUCAGAGGGUUCUUGGUAGAAAAAAAUAUGUGAAACUUAAUUGCCAUAGUACUGAUCAAUUGCAGGCUGUUCCAAAUUUGUUAUUAUUUAUUCUAGACAAAUAUCAUUUUGUAGCAUGUAUUUUUUCUCGCGAAGCUUGUAAUUUUUGUAAACUCGUGAUUUUGGUCUAUUAUAUAUUUAUUUAUAUA